AUGGAAAAAGCCAACUGGUCCUCCCCCGUGGUGGGGUUCAUUCUCCUGGGACUCUCAGCCCACCCAAGGCUGGAGAAAACAUUCUUUGUGCUCAUCCUGUCUAUGUAUCUGGUGAUCCUGCUGGGCAAUGGGGUCCUCAUCCUGGUGACCAUCCUUGACUCCCGCCUGCACACGCCCAUGUACUUCUUCCUGGGGAACCUCUCCUUCCUGGACAUCUGCUACACAACCUCUUCCAUCCCUCUAGUCCUGGAUGGCUUCCUCACUCCCAGGAAAACCAUCUCCUUCUCAGGCUGUGCCAUGCAGAUGUUCCUCUCCUUUGCCAUGGCAGGGACAGAGUGUGUGCUCCUGAGCGUGAUGGCAUUUGAUCGCUAUGUGGCCAUCUGUAACCCCCUGAGAUACCCUGUGGUCAUGAGCAGGUCUGUCUAUGUAUCCAUGGCUGUCAGCUCCUGGGCAAUUGGCGGGGCUGCUUCUGUGGUACACACAUCCCUGACGAUUCAGCUGCCUUUCUGCGGGAACAACGUCAUCAACCACCUUGCCUGUGAGAUCCUGGCUGUCCUGAAGUUGGCCUGUGUUGACAUCUCCAUCAAUGUGAUCAGCAUGGGAGUGACAAAUGUGAUCUUCCUGGGGGUCCCAGUUCUGUUCAUCUCCGUCUCUUAUGUCUUCAUCAUUGCUACCAUCCUGAGGAUCCCUUCAGCUGAGGGGAGGAAAAAGGCCUUUUCUACCUGCUCUGCCCACCUCACUGUGGUGGUCAUCUUCUAUGGGACCUUAUUUUUCAUGUACAGGAAGCCCAAGUCUAAGGAUCCCCUGGGGGCAGACAAAGAGGACCUUUCAGAUAAGCUCAUCCCUCUCUUCUAUGGGGUGGUGACCCCCAUGCUCAACCCCGUCAUCUACAGCCUCAGGAACAAGGACGUGAAGGCUGCUGUGAGGAACCUGGUGGCUCGGAAAUACUUCACCCAGUGA
This is a messenger RNA of Leopardus geoffroyi (Geoffroy's cat), 960 nucleotides long. RefSeq names its product olfactory receptor 2S2. The record is from RefSeq and is a predicted model, not a curated record. Gene Ontology annotation, biological process: G protein-coupled receptor signaling pathway. Gene Ontology annotation, molecular function: olfactory receptor activity; G protein-coupled receptor activity. Bases 1 to 960 code for a protein of 319 amino acids. Gene Ontology annotation, cellular component: membrane. The transcript has a single exon. Lineage: Eukaryota; Metazoa; Chordata; Mammalia; Carnivora; Felidae.